AAUUUGAGGUUAUGUUCAGUAUGUUUGUAUGAGUAAGGUAGCCUGUCGGUAUAAAAAUAAGUAUUUUUCUCCAAAAUGUCCUUUCUCUGUCGUAAUAUAUUUAGCAAAUUAGAAAGAUGUGUAAGCAUAGCUUCACGGUUUAGUACAUUUGCGGAAAACCAAGUGCCACAAGCAGAAAAAAUAGAGCCGAUAAUUUCCACGACGAAAACCAUCGAAAACGGCAAGUUUUUUCACGUGCCCCGACAAGUGUGGCUGGAUACUUUGAAAACGAUUCCUGAUAAAAAAUUGGGCAUUGUUUUUUUGCAUCCUGAUAUUUUUGCUGCGCAGCCUCGCCUUGAUAUUAUUCACGAAAAUAUCAGAUGGCAGAGAAUGUAUAAAUUUGUGUCUUUCGCUAACACAAAAACCCGAGCAGAAAAUCGUGGAGGUGGUAAAAAACCCUGGCCACAAAAAGGCUCGGGUAGGGCUCGCCAUGCAAGUAUUCGAUCGCCCCUCUGGCGAAAAGGAGGCAGAAUCCAUGGACCUCGUUCUCCCACAACCCAUUUUUACAUGCUCCCCUUUUAUAAAAGAAUCAUGGGUCUCACAUCCACACUGUCAGUAAAAUUAGCACAAGACGAUUUAUACGUAGUACAAGAUCUCGAAAUUCCUUCAGAAGAGCCCUCCUAUGUCGAAGAAUUAAUCGAUAAAAGAGGAUGGGGUCCAUCCGUUCUCUUCAUUGACGACAUUGACUUCAUGCCUAGAAACAUUUCCAUCGCUACUGACAAAUUAAAACACGUUAAUUUAAUGCCUGUUUAUGGAUUGAAUGUCUACAGUAUGUUGAAACACGAAACUUUGGUCCUAACUGAAAGAGCUGCAAGGCUCGUAGAAGAAAAACUACUCUUCCAACUGAACAGAGCAGACACGAAGAAAGUCUGCGGCAAAUUCCGAAUUAACCAACAUUAAAAUGGACCUUAUGCAAGUCUUUUAUUUAGGUUCUCAACUUGGAAAAUACUAAUUAGAUUUUAUAGUUUAUGUUUAUAUGGAAAAAUGUUAGAAAAUAAAGAAAGAUACUCUUCAAA
Belonocnema kinseyi is the source of this 1055-nucleotide messenger RNA. RefSeq names its product 39S ribosomal protein L4, mitochondrial (gene mRpL4). Gene Ontology annotation, molecular function: structural constituent of ribosome. Lineage: Eukaryota; Metazoa; Arthropoda; Insecta; Hymenoptera; Cynipidae. The transcript is spliced from 3 exons. Gene Ontology annotation, cellular component: ribosome. The record is from RefSeq and is a predicted model, not a curated record. The coding region runs from base 76 to 939 and encodes 287 amino acids. Gene Ontology annotation, biological process: translation.